AGGUGUGAGUUGCUCAUUAACAUUUCUUUUGUUUCCAAGAAUGGGAAAGAGGUCUGAGGUGUGAAUUGGUCAUUACAAUGUGUGACAAGCUUGAUAGGAACAUCCUGUGUUCAGUGUUUUGUCCAUCUGAGAACCUUGAAAAUGCUUUGCAUGCAUUUUUCAUGAUUCAAACUCAAGCGCUUAUAAACGCGAUUUGCAGCAUGUAGGUGCAUUUAGCUGCAUUUACAAAUGUUUUGCAUUUGAAACGCUGAUAAAAUCGACGUCUGAACGCAGGUUUGUUG
Molecule: messenger RNA, 281 nt
Organism: Staurois parvus
Lineage: Eukaryota; Metazoa; Chordata; Amphibia; Anura; Ranidae
Source: the annotation of a GenBank genome assembly